GGGAGAGAAAGAGCAGCGCGAGCUGUCAUAGCAGUACUGCUCUGUAAUAACCCGUAGACUGUGCGAACCCUUCAUCGAUGUAUUGCCUACGCGUAUAGUUCUGCGAUGCAAAAGUGGGAAGUGCAAUCGAUUCUCGCCUCUGAGUUUCACUUUCAACAUAGGUGGCUUGUAGAGCACGGAUUAGAUGUAACAGGAGACAGCUCGGAUUCGGUCCGUUCGUGAAGUGAUAAUUUAUAAACCCGAACAACAGCACACGUUCGCUUCAUCUAGCCUGGCUCGGACACGAUGGAGUACUGGAGGCAGUGCGCGUUGUGGCUGAUCAACUGUAAGGUGCUUCCACCGACCCAUCGGGUAACAUGGGAGUCAGCCCAAGUAUUCGAUUUAGCACAGACGCUUCGGGAUGGCGUUCUACUGUGCCAGCUUCUCAACAAUUUGAGACCCCAGUCCAUCAAUCUGAAGGAGAUCAACCUGAGGCCACAGAUGUCACAGUUCCUCUGCCUGAAGAACAUCAGAACCUUCCUGUGUGCAUGUUGUGAGAUAUUUGCCAUGAAGAAGAGUGAACUCUUUGAGGCCUUUGACCUGUUCGACGUUCGGGAUUUUGGAAAGGUCAUUGACACACUAUCCAAGCUCUCACAUACAUUGAUUGCGCAGCAAACUGGAAUAAGGCCAUUUCCAACAGAAGAGAGUGUGGAAGAUGAGGACAUCUAUAAUCAUCUAGAGGACUUAAUAGAUGAGAAUGGAGUGGAAGACGAGGAGGACCUUUAUGACUGCGUGUACGACGACGAUGAAGGGGGAGAAGUCUACGAAGACCUGAUGAGGCCGGAAGCGGUGCCUCCGCCGAAACAGGCCGAGAUGGACAUCCGCAGCUGCUGCCUCGCCGAGAUCAAGCAGACGGAGGAGAAAUACACAGAAACCCUGGAUUCCAUAGAGAAAUUCUUCAUGGUCCCCCUUAGGAAAUUCUUGUCUUCAGUGGAAGUAGAGAAAGUGUUUGUUAACAUACCGGACCUAGUCAAAGUCCACCGAAGCCUAAUGCUUGAGGUUCAAGACUCCAUCCUCAACAAGAACGCCCAUAACCUGUACCAAAUUUUCAUCAACUACAAAGAAAGGCUACUUAUUUAUGGAAAGUACUGCAGUCAAGUUGAAACUGCCAUCGCGAUUUUGGAUGAUAUCUGCAAAGAGAAGGAGGAUGUGCGAUUGAAGCUGGAGGAAUGUUCAAAGAGAGCAAACAAUGGGAAAUUUACCUUAAGAGAUCUCCUGGUUGUCCCAAUGCAGAGAGUAUUAAAGUACCAUUUGCUCCUUCAGGAAUUAGUCAAACACACUCACGAUGCAACCGACAAGAGUAAUUUACGAACGGCGCUCGAUGCCAUGAAGGACCUUGCUCAGUAUGUCAAUGAAGUGAAGAGAGACAACGAGACCCUGAGGGAGAUUGACCAGUAUCAGAAAUCCAUUGAAAACCUGAAUCAGUCCCUGCGAAACUACGGGAGACCAAAAGGCGACGGCGAGGUUCGAGUAGCUACGGUCGAUAAACGUGCAAAACAAGAUAGGCAUAUCUUUCUGUUCGAUGUGGCUGUCAUCGUCUGCAAGAGACGAGGGGACAACUACGAAAUGAAGGAGGUGAUCGACCUCCACCACUUUAAAAUCACCAACAACCCGACGACUGAUAAAGAGAACAAAAAGUGGUCGUAUGGAUUCUACCUCACCCAUAACCAGGGCCAGAGUGGGUUCGAGUUCUUCUUCAAAACCAAGGAGAUGAAGAAGAAGUGGCUGGAGCAGUUUGGCAUGGCGAUAUCCAACCUCCGGCCCGAGAACGCCCGCAGCAACUUCCACGAGUUCAAGAUGCACACCUUCGAUCGCAUCACUUCCUGCGGGGCCUGCAACAUGCUGCUGAGGGGGAUCUUCAAUCAGGGUUACCUCUGCUCCAAAUGUGGAGUGGGCGCGCACAAGGAGUGUCUCGGGAGGCUGGGUAACUGUGGGAAAAUAAGCCCAGAUUCGGGAACGCUGAGACCGCAGAAGAGAGCAGAUCACGGACGAAGACCCGAUCCAGGUCUGCCUAAGAUGCUGGUGAUCCGAAACUAUUACGGGGUCCCCAGCCCUAUGUGUGGGCCUCCGCUGAACAUCCAAGCCGGUGACAUCAUAGAGCUGAUAUGCGCAGAUCUGCACAGCUCUUGGUGGCAGGGCAGGAUCCUGACGACGAGAGAAACUGGCUACUUUCCAAGCGAUGCUGUGAAGCCUUGCCCAUGUGUUCCAAAACCAGUGGAUUACUCAGCACAACCCUGGUUUGCCGGGCCAAUGGAGAGGCUCCAGGCCGAAGCAGAGCUCAUAAACCGCGGCAACAGCACCUACCUGGUGAGACACAGGAGUAAGGAGUGCACCGAGUACGCCAUCAGUAUAAAGUAUAACAACGAUGUGAAGCACAUCAAGAUCUUAACCAAGGAGGGCUGUUUCUACAUUGCCGAGAAUAAGAAGUUCAGAAGUAUUUUAGAGCUCAUAGAGUACUACAAGCAUCACUCCCUGAAAGAGGGCUUCCGGAGCCUGGACACCACGCUGCAGUUUCCCUAUAAGGAGACAGAGAAUGCAGCCAUGCAGCGAACCAACAGGCUAGGUGGAAACACCCCAUUGCUCUGUGGGCUUUCUUUUGUAACGGCUGCCGGCUACAGCUUUGUUCCUCCCUCCUCCGCUCCUUUCUGGUCAGGUACAGUGUUCACUCCCAAAGUGAUGGGCGUGGCCAUCGCGCGGUACGACUUCAGCCCCAGAGACACCCGCGAGCUGCCUCUGCAGGAGGGAGACGUGGUGAAGAUCUUCACCAAGACGGGCGCCAACGGGUGGUGGAGAGGCGAGGUCAACGGCAGGGUGGGCUGGUUCCCCUCCACGUACGUCGAGGAAGGCGAGGAGUGACGGGGACCGGAGGCAGGCCCGGGGAACAUCUCCAUCCACCUCUGCUUCCGUCUUCGCUGGGAAAGGAGGGCGGGAGCACAGGAAAACCAAAAAAACGGAACGGCGCAGAACUGGAAUCACACCGCCGCCUCCGCUGCCUCCACGUAGCUCGCUGGAGCCGGGGAUUCUCCGCAAGCCUGCGCUGACACCUUAAUGGCUGGCUCUCGGGCUUCGGCGGCGAGAGGCUGCCAGUCGGGCUGUCAGUGCGGACCCGCUCGGAGCUGGAACCUCCCCCCCACAACCACCCCCCCGCCCUCCCAGGAAGAGACUCACGCAUCCAGACAGCUUUAGCCCCCUGUCACUCCCUGCGUCCGCUCGCGGUGGCGGUCCUGUUGCUGGUAAAUAUUUAAAUACAUCUCCAUCCCUGGCUAAGAGUCUUCCGUGAUGAGCUGGAAUAAAAAAAAAAAAAAAAAGCCCUGAACUGUUUCAUUUGAGCUCAGCCAGAUAGUUCCUCCUGUGCUGACCUUGCCCAUGUCCCUCUUACCUGUGCUAUUAUUGAUGACUUCAUCCCUCCUUCCCUCCCUCCCUCCCUCCCUCCCCCUCCUGCUCUCUGAGCGGAGGCCAUGAGGCCGCGGGCUCUCCAUCACCUAAGCCCCUCGCAGCACAUGUCGCAAUCACUACCCCC
Messenger RNA from Megalops cyprinoides (Indo-Pacific tarpon), 3559 nucleotides. RefSeq names its product guanine nucleotide exchange factor VAV3 (gene vav3a). The record is from RefSeq and is a predicted model, not a curated record. The transcript has 28 exons. Bases 286 to 2895 code for a protein of 869 amino acids. Gene Ontology annotation, biological process: regulation of GTPase activity; cell migration; intracellular signal transduction. NCBI's taxonomy places the organism in Eukaryota, Metazoa, Chordata, Actinopteri, Elopiformes, Megalopidae. Gene Ontology annotation, molecular function: guanyl-nucleotide exchange factor activity; protein binding. Gene Ontology annotation, cellular component: plasma membrane; cytoplasm.